Trichoderma citrinoviride is the source of this 540-nucleotide messenger RNA. RefSeq lists its product as hypothetical. The annotation marks the transcript as partial. Gene Ontology annotation, cellular component: mitochondrion. The record is from RefSeq and is a predicted model, not a curated record. NCBI's taxonomy places the organism in Eukaryota, Fungi, Ascomycota, Sordariomycetes, Hypocreales, Hypocreaceae. The transcript has a single exon.
CACUCGGACCUGGAAUCCUUCCUCUCCGACGCCAAGCGGCGCGGCCUGGACGAGAAAUCAACCCUCUUCACGGGCACCCGGUACGAAUACCUCGUGGCGGCCCGGCUGGCGCGCUACGGCUUCGCGUUGACGCGCGUCGGGGGAGCGUCUGACUUUGGCAUCGACCUCAUCGGCGACUGGACGAUUCCCUCCUCCACUCCCUCAUCACCUUCUUCUUCUUCUUCACCAGCUAGGACCAUCAAGGUUCUGAUACAAUGCAAAGGCGGCGAAAACCAAAGAAUCGGCCCGCACCUCAUCCGCGAGCUCGAGGGUUCCUUUGCCGGAGCGCCGCCCGGGUGGCGCGGGGGCCGGGUGCUGGGAUUGCUGGUGGGGGGGAAGGCGGCGACGAGGGGCGUGAGGGAGGCGCUUGGGCGGGCGGACGUGGCGAUGGGCUAUGUCUGGUGCGAAGGAGGAGGAGGAACAGGAGGACUGGUGAGGCAGAUGCUGUGGAAUCAGAGGGCGGAGGAGCUUGGGCUGGAGGGGGUCGGGGUGGGCGUGAGG